This is a messenger RNA of Trichosurus vulpecula (common brushtail), 1527 nucleotides long. Its product is annotated as succinate-semialdehyde dehydrogenase, mitochondrial-like. NCBI's taxonomy places the organism in Eukaryota, Metazoa, Chordata, Mammalia, Diprotodontia, Phalangeridae. Gene Ontology annotation, molecular function: succinate-semialdehyde dehydrogenase (NAD+) activity. The record is from RefSeq and is a predicted model, not a curated record.
AUGGGGGAGGCAGAGGUGGCACAAAAGUGGGAGCAGCAGCAGCAGGAGCCAUACUGGCUCCAAAGCUACAGCAGGGGGCCAGCCGGGCUCCCAGAGGCCCUGCUGUGCACUGACACCUUUGUGGGGGGCCACUGGCUGCCUGCUGUCUCAGGUACCUUCCCAGUGCAGGACCUGGCCAGUGGUGCCCAGCUAGGGCGAGUGGCCAACUGCAGGGUGGCUGAGGCCCGAGGGGUCUUGAGCACUGCCCACCAGGCAUUCUGCAACUGGGGUAGGGGGUCUCUGCCAAGGAAAAGAAUUCAUUACUGCAAAAAAUGGUGUGAUCUGAUGAUAAAGAAUAAAGAUGACCUUGCCAAGAUAAUCACAGCUGAAAAUAGAAAGCCCUUAAAGGAGGCCCAAGGAGAAGUUCUUUAUUCAGCCUUUUUCUUGCAGUGGUUUUCAGAAGAAGUACAACACAUUUAUGGAGAUGUCGUUUAUACCCCUGCCAAGAACAGGUGUGGCCUGAUCCUGAAGCAGCCUGUUGGGGUGGCUGCCAUCAUCACACCAUGGAAUUUUCCCAGUGCCAUGAUUACCCAAAAGGUAGGAGCAGCUUUGGUAACUGGUUGUACAGUGGUGGUGAAACCUGAAGAAGAUACACCUCUUUCUGCCCUGGCCCUUGGUGAGCUUGCCAACCAAACAAGAAUUCCUGCAGGUGUCUAUAAUGUGGUUCCCUGCUCUCGCGAGAACAAGGAGGCUGGGGAAGCUCUUUGUACUGAUCCAUUGGUAUCCAAAAUUUCUAUUAUUGGCUCAAGGACAACAGGAACGAUUCUUUUGCACUAUGCUGCUGACUCUGUGAAGAGGGUCUCCAUGGAGCUAGGAGGGCAUGCCCCAUUUAUCGUGUUUGACAGUGCCAAUGUGGACCAAGCGGUGGUGGGUGCCCUGGCUUCCAAAUACAGAAAUUCAUGUGCUCGCACGAAUCGUUUCUUGGUGCAAAGGGGGAUCCAUGAUUCCUUCAUGAAGAAGUUUGCUGAAGCCAUUAAUAGAGAGCUGCGUGGUAAUAGAUUUGAGGAGAGAACUACCCAAGGCCCAUUGAUUAAUGAAAAAGCAGUGGAAAAGGUAGAGAAACAUGUAAGUGAUGCGGUUUCCAAAGGAGCCACCAUUGUGACAGGAAGGAAACGGCACAGCUUUGGGAAGAACUUUUUUGAGCCAACUCUCCUUAGCCACAUCACUGUAGACAUGCUGUGUUCUCAGGAAGAAACUUUUAUCCCCCUAGCACCAGUUAUUAAAUUUGAUACAGAGGAAGAAGCCCUUGCUAUCGCCAAUGCAGUGGAUGUGGGUUUAGCAGGUUAUUUUUACUCUCAGGAUCCAGCCAAGAUCUGGAGGGUGGCUGAGCAACUAGAAGUUGGCAGGGCUAGAGUGAACAAGGAACUAUUGUCCAUGACGGAAUGCCCUUUAGGUGAGGUGAAGCAAUCUGGUCUUGGACAAGAAGGUUCAAAGUAUGGUACUGAUGAAUAUCUGGAACUGAAGUAUGUGUGUUAUGGUAGCUUAUAG